AUGCGCAACACUUUCGCCCGCACCAGCUACAGCCGACCAACUUACGUACCCAACAACACGGACCCCUGGCUUGUUGGGAUUUACAACAAGUCUUUGCUGCGGUUCGAAUCCGGACGAUGCCGCGGUCACCGUCACCUCAAGCUCGAUUCCGCUUACGCGCUAUACGACGACUGGAUGAGCCUCGAUGUAGGUCUCGUCAAGAAGUGUCUGAGUCAGAAAGUGCGGCUGCAAGGAGGAUUUCGCAACAUGCUGCUAUCUCAGCCUCCUCCAACUUCGGCUUCCAUAUUGGUCGAAUUCAAGUACCCGGCUGGCAAUAUGCAACGAUGGUGGCAUCAUGUGCACCGCGUCGACGGUGUUCGCUUGCGAGAUAUCGUGGAUGCAUUCCGUGAGAAGAUGCAGAAGUGGCAGAAAACCAAGGCGCAGGACAUCCAUACGAUUUCUCUCAGGGUCAAGAGCGGAGAGAGCACUAUCUUCUUCCCCACGGAGGACAGAAAGAGAAUCCGUAACAUGGACUCGAUGCACGGUGAAGUUCGCGAGCGGGGAAGGCUUGUAUAA
This is a messenger RNA of Cercospora beticola, 555 nucleotides long. RefSeq lists its product as uncharacterized. The record is from RefSeq and is a predicted model, not a curated record. Lineage: Eukaryota; Fungi; Ascomycota; Dothideomycetes; Mycosphaerellales; Mycosphaerellaceae.